Molecule: messenger RNA, 1099 nt
Organism: Neoarius graeffei (lesser salmon catfish)
Lineage: Eukaryota; Metazoa; Chordata; Actinopteri; Siluriformes; Ariidae
Gene: taco1
Product: translational activator of cytochrome c oxidase 1
Exons: 6
Coding region: 90-938 (282 amino acids)
Cellular component (GO): mitochondrion
Source: RefSeq, a predicted model, not a curated record
UCUCGAGAGGGCUCGGGUGGGACGGUCCUUCGUAAUAUCCGUGAGGAUUAAUAUUCUCGCUGGGAAAUGUAGCGUGAUAAUUUCGGACAAUGGCAGCCGGAGCGGUGUUGCGUCUUUUCCUGUCCGGCUGCUGCGCGCCGAAACUGUCGAAGGUUCCGCAGCUCAGCGCGCUCCCGGUCUGCGUCAGGACGAUGCACGUGAGUCCGGUUUUGCGCGCGGGCCACAACAAAUGGUCCAAAGUGAAAGACAUCAAGAUCCCGAAAGAUGCAGCUCGCGCGAGGAUGAUCGCCAAAUACGCGAUGUUGAUCAGGGUGGCAGUGAGAGAAGGAGGACCAAACCCGGAGUAUAAUGUCACUUUGGCUCAGCUUAUAGAGCAGUGCAGAAAUAAAAAUCUACCCAAAACCACCAUCGAGGCUGCUAUUAAAGGAGCGGAAAAGUCAAAAGCUGCAACUCAGUACCUGUACGAGGCGCGAGGGCCCGGAGGUUCCAUGCUGCUCAUCGAGGUUCUGACCGACAACAGCACACGCUCACACCAAGCCAUCAAACACCUCUUAAUGAAAAAUGGGGGGACGAUGUGUGAAGGAGCCCGGCAUUGUUUUGACAGAAAAGGUGUCAUCGUGGUGGCCCAAGACCAAGUUUCGACUGAAAAAGCUCUGGAGCUGGCAAUAGAGUCGGGGGCUGAAGAUGUGCACGAAGCCGAGGAUGAUGAGGAGAAGCCGAUUUUACAGUUCAUCUGUGACAUGAACUCGAUUAAAGCAGUGCGGACAGCGCUGGAAGCUCUCGGGGUUCACACUCUGUCAGCAGGGAUGGAGUACAUCUCCAACACUCCUGCUGCUCUACCACAGGACCAGCUGGACACCAGCGCCACCCUGCUCGAGGCUCUCAACGAUUACCCAGACGUGGUCAGAGUGUGGGACAACAUUCAAGCGCUGGAGUAAGACGGAAAGGACGAUGACGCUGAAUGUUUUAUGAGAUACAGUACAACAAAGGACUGAAGCUUCAUGAGCAAUCACAAGCUCUACAUCUCAGUAUCUUCUAUAAAAUGUGUGUAUUUGUGGAAAUUCACAAAUUAUGCUCAAUAAAGUUAUAUUUCUGUUUA